CUUCAUCAGAAGAUCACCAUUUCUUUUGCCUCAGUAAGCUCCUCUUUCACUAUCUCCGUCGUUGCUCCGCUUCCUACUGGUUCAAAGGUUCGAUUUGUGAUUCUUGAAACAUUUCUAAUACUGAUCUCUGUCUUUGUUUUGCUUGAUUUGGGUUAGAUCAUAUUUUCCUUCUGCAAUUAGGGCUCUUGAGUUGCUUCUUUUGCACGCUUUCUCAUACUGUUUCCUUAUCUUCUACUUUGAUUCUCUGUUUUCGUUUGUAAGUAUCGAUUCAACAGCUUUGUAUCGAUUCUCUGUUUUUCUUUUUUCUUCUUUGUUAACAGUUUGAAAGACAAAAGAAGAAUGAGGGUUGAUUUUUCUGAGCCAGAGUACAGGAACUGUUACCAUUGUCGCGAUUCAGGCAUACUUAAUACUCAAGAAUCUGAACCGAACAAUGUGAUUGGCUCAUCCAUCACUUCAGUUCCGGUUAGUUCCGGACCAUUUCAAGCUCUUGGACAUGCUUCUGCUGCUAUUGGUUCAACCUCAACAUCAUCUCCAGUUCAAAGUUCUUCAUCAUUCAGCUUUGGAUCCGCUCCUGCUGCCACCACAUCUGUUGGUGUGUCUAGUACUUCCACACCCACACCCAUUAGCUUCCUCCCAUUUGGUUACGUCCCACCACCUCCACCGAGUUCUUCACUGUCUGGGCCAGCGCAAAAUGUGCCUUGGAGUAUUAGUGCUUAUUCUACUGCAGGGCGCGGUGUUGAAUGGGCCUGGGCCAGACCCGAUGUUGCUGUCUAUCCAGCAUCCUCCUCCUCCUCCUCUACUAGUACAGUAGUUUUUGGUACAACACCAGUGAGUGUUUCUUCACUGUUUGGGCCGUCCCAAGAUUUCCCCAAGACUACUUUUGCUUGUUGUUCAAGCACCCCAGCACCUACAAGGUGUGAAUGUUCUUUUGCUAAACCUUUUUUUGGUUCCUCGCCUGCAUCUUCCUCUUCUAACCUUUUUGGACCAAACCCAUCGACGACUACUGCAUCAGUUUUUGGUACAUCUGCAACGAGUGGUUCUUCACUUUUUGGGCCAGCGCAACAUCCACUAAGUUACGACUCUAUUGGUGGUUCAGCCUUUGCUGGUGUUAAAACAUCAUCUCCUCAACCUCUUGGUUUCAAUGGAGCUACUACUCUCUUGCCGAGCUCGCAUGAGGGACAAAACAUAUCUUCUUUCAAGCCUUAUGUAGAUAAAAGCCAUGAUGAAUUAAGGUGGGAAUAUUACAAGAAAGAAGCUAAAGGUGGGUCGUUUCCUGCUGCUCAUGCCUCUCCCAUAGGCUCAAAGCCAAACGCUGUGUUUUCACCAUCAACGGUAUCGACAUCAUUAUUUGCUUCUCCAAGCGUACCUGAUCAUCAUCAGAGGACAAAUUUUAGUACAACGCUAGGAAACUUUACUGGUCCUGCUUUUGGUUUCUUCCCUGCUGCUGCUGGUGGUGCUACAACAUUUUCAUCUACCGGUUUCGGUCAACCUAAUGCGCCUUUCCCUGGUUUCGAUUCCCAGUUUCCGAGCGCUUUUUCAUCUUUCUCGACGACAUAUCCUGCCGUAAGCUCGAGUGUUCAGAGACCCCAUGAAACAGGUGCUGUUUCUUCCCCAGCAUUUGGAUGCACAGCCUGUGGAGCAACAAGUAGCUCCUCUGCUUCUGAUCACUUCACCUUUAAUGGUGCCACAACUCCUCCCGGGUUGUUCUUUCCUACCACUAGUUCUGGUCCUAUGAUGUUUGGAACAACUCUUGCUGCUCAAGGCACAACUCCAGCACUUCAAACCUAUCCUGUUCAAGGUUUCAUUCUUCUCCCAUUCGCCGCCAUGAGUCUGCAGUAAUUUCUUUACUCUCCAGCAGUUCAAGGCUAUCUUGUCCAAGGUUUCAUUCUUCUCCCAUUCACCGCCAUGAAUCUGCACUUCUGCAGUAAUUUCUUUACUUUCUGCAUCAAACUCUGUCUUCCAAAUUGUAGGACUAAGUCUUUGUCUUGAUUUAAGAAAAAAAAAAAAAAAAAUUGUGUCAAAUUUAUGAUUGUCUUUGUAAAAAUAUAGCUGUCAUGGAUGAAAACAGUUCGUGUUACAUGUUCUUCCUUUGAAUGUACUAUAUAAAAACAUCAUUGUUUUGGAUAAAUCAACCAAAAAGCUCUCCUCUGUUUUGUAUGCUAUGUAUGAUGGGGAGUAUGUGGAAUUCU
Arabidopsis thaliana (thale cress) is the source of this 2189-nucleotide messenger RNA. RefSeq lists its product as uncharacterized. Bases 340 to 1839 code for a protein of 499 amino acids. Lineage: Eukaryota; Viridiplantae; Streptophyta; Magnoliopsida; Brassicales; Brassicaceae. The transcript is spliced from 2 exons. The record is from RefSeq and is marked reviewed.